Messenger RNA from Pectinophora gossypiella (pink bollworm), 5579 nucleotides. RefSeq names its product ataxin-2-like protein. NCBI's taxonomy places the organism in Eukaryota, Metazoa, Arthropoda, Insecta, Lepidoptera, Gelechiidae. Gene Ontology annotation, molecular function: RNA binding. The record is from RefSeq and is a predicted model, not a curated record. Gene Ontology annotation, biological process: cytoplasmic stress granule assembly. Gene Ontology annotation, cellular component: cytoplasmic stress granule. The transcript has 21 exons. The coding region runs from base 519 to 3137 and encodes 872 amino acids.
UAAUGGGAAGUCGGUCAAACGUUGACCCUAUUAUGAAUUUCUAUUUAUUGUGAAGUGACAUUUAUUUCAAACGUGGACCAAAAAUUAACAUACACAUUUAUUAUUCCCUUUGCGGUAAAGUGUGUUACAACAAGUGUGUAUUUGCUUUUUGCAAUUGGUUUGAUGAAUACGUCACAGCGCCAUGUUGUAUUCCUGCGCUGAUUGCAGGCACGAGAAAUCUGCCAAUCCGCAUAUUAUUCGGGAAUAGUUCCCGAGAAUAAAUCGAACUGCGAUUUUGUACUCAAAUAUAUUUUAAUUUAUAUUUGUUGGCAAAUGUCAAACAAUUUGAGUGAGUUCGAUGCAUCCCUGUUGUCGCAUUUCAAGUGCUAACUCAUAAUUUCAACUGCAGUUUUGUGCAUCCGCGAAAGUUGAAAGGACUGUGUUGUAAAAGAAAGAAGUGUUAAUAAUUUGCCAAAAUUCCGGUCCCUACGCGCAGACGAGAAGGUGCCUACCCGCCGGGGCAGUCGGGCGAAGGAGAUAUGAACAACAAACGUAAAAAUCGCCAAGGGCCACCGAGGUCGCCACGAGGGCGUGUGGUGGCCGAGGGUGUGUACAACAACGCGCACUUCAUGCACGCGGCGACGUCGCACGUUGGCGACAUCGUCCAGGUGCUGACGCAGUCGGGCAGUCUGUGGGAGGGCGUCUUCAAGACCUUCAGUGCUCAGUUUGAGGUGGUAUUAGAAGUGGCGCAUCGCGUGGACCAAGAAGGCGUGGUGGCGGUGGACUCGGUGGUGGAGAAGCUGAUCUUCAAGCCGCAGGACGUGGUCUCCAUCCGCGCCAAGGACUCUGACCUCGAGUACGCUACCCACGAUGUGUUCCAGACCGACGCCGCUAUCUCACAGAAGUUUAACGGUAACGGGCGGACGGGCGAGGAGCGCCACUUAGAGCCUUGGGACGGCUGCGACGGCGAAGGCGGAGACUCGCCGUCAUUGAACGGAGACGCUCGCCUAGAGGACCUGGAGUUGGACCACCGCGCCAACGGCUGGGACGCGCACGAGAUGUUCCGCAAGAAUGAGGAGGUGUAUGGUGUGCACAGCACCUAUGAUCACUCCCUAGCUGGGUAUACUCUACCUCUGCAGCGGAAGGAUACCCAGGAUUACAGGGACGCAGAAGCGAAGGCUGAAGAGAUAGCGGCGGAGAUAGAGAGUGCCCCCUCGUACAAGGCCCGCAUUGAGUUGGAGAACGGGGACGAGGAGGAGCGCUUCGCGGCCGUGCAGCGGCCCCAGGACGCGCCCGCCGCCGGCAAGUACGUCAUACCCAACAAGAGGAAGAACAUGCAGACGGGUAAGCUGGUGAAGGCGGGCGGGUCCCCCCCGGCCGGGCGCGGCUACCCGGCGCACGCGUCGCCCCCCGCGCCGCCCCCGCACGCCCCGCCGCACGUGCCGCACGUGCCCCACGUGCCGCCUAAAGACAAAGACAAGGACCACCGCCCCCCGCGCCACCACCUCACGCCGCCCGCUGAGCGCAGGCAUGAAGAUACGGUGGCGGCAGCGGCCGCCGGCGCAGGCAGCAAGACAUACGCGGCGCAGGCGGCUGGCUACCACCACCCGCCACCGUUCCCGCCGCACCACCACCACCCCGCCGCGGCCGCGGGCAAGAUGAACGGCGAGCCGCGUGCGCCCGCGCACCCUCGACCCAGCUUCCCGCCGCCGCAUCACCACCACAACCCCGCGCCCCCGGCGGAGAACCACGCGCGGCCGCCGCGGCACCACGCGCCCGCGCCCGAGCCGCGCCGCCAGGACGAGGUGCAGGAGCUACGCAAGUUCGGGCAGGAGUUCAAGCUGGUGUCGUCCCCCGCGCCCGUGCCGCCGCCGCCGCACCAGCCGCCGGCGCAGCCCCCGCCGGCGCCCAGCACGCCCGAGGUGUCGGCCAACGCGGGCGCGCCGCCCGAGCCGCACAAGCGGGACCGCAAGCACGAGCCCGUGCCGCACCACGCCGCGCACAAGCCCCCGCCGGCCCCAAAGGCGGAGUCCCCCGCGGCGGACGAGCGCUCGCCCGCGUCCACGUCGCCGCCGUCGUCGGCGUCCCCCGCCAGCUCGGAGCGCUCGGAGCGCGCGGACCGCCUGCCGCCGGCCCUCAAGAAGUCCACUCUCAACCCCAACGCCAAGGAGUUCAACCCCGCAGCCAAGCCGUUCACGCCGCGCAGCCCGAGCACGCCCAACCCCAGUCGGCCGCACACGCCGGGCACGCCCGUGGGCGGCGUGCUGGGCGGCGUGGGCGUCAUGGGGCCCGGCGUCAGCUACGUGCCCGCGCCGCACCCGCCGCCGCCGCACAUGGUGCAGGCCAUGCCGGUGUACAUCGCGGCGGCGGCGGCGGCGGCCGCGCAGCAGCCCUCCGCCUACCUGCCCGCGCACCCGCACCCCGCCAUGGAGAUGGGGUGCGACUGUCGACAGUACGCCCCGCCUAUACUCGUGGUGGACAAACGGGACCGCCCCGACGCGUUGGCGUACGGCGCGGCGCUGGGCGGCGGCGCCGGCGUGGCGGGCGGCGCGGGCCAGCACGGCCCGCUGCCUGCGCAGCCGCCGCGGCCCUACGCCUCCAGGAAAGUACCAGGCGUGCAGGUGGCGGCGGCGACGGGGCAGCCGCUGCAGCUGGCGCCGGCGCCCAUGCAGCAGUUCAUGCCCUACCCGCACCCGCACCCGCCGCCGCAGCCCACCAUACAGUACCAGCACAUGGUGCGCAUGUACCACGGCGGCGUGGGCGGCGUGGGCGGCGUGGGCGGCGUGGGUGGCGUGGGCGGCGCGGUGGGCGCGGGCGGCGAGGUGGCGGGCUACGCGCCGGCGCCCGCGCCGUCCCCCGCCGCCGCGUCCCCCGCGCUCUACCCGCCGCCCUCGCCCGCGCACACGCCGCACCCGCACCCGCAUCCGCACCCGCACCCGCACCACCACUACCAGCAGCCACCCUUCCAGGUGCUGUGCCCCCUGAUGGGCCCGGGCUCGGGCGGGCACCACCACCACCAUCACCACGUGACGUACCUGAACCACGCGCCGCCCACCGCCAGCCCGCCCACCUCACACCCGCACCCCAUUCAGCAGGUGCUGCUGCCGCCGCACGCGGGCGCCGCCGCGCCGCCCGUGCACAGCGCCGGGCACCCGUAACGCCCGCCGCCGCACGUGCCGCGCGUCCCGCACGUGCCGCGCGCCCCGCACGUGCCGCGCGCCCCCCACGUGCCGCGUAUCCCGCACGUGCCGCGCCCGCGCCACCACACACACACGCGCCCGCCACUCUACACGCGCCCGCCGUGCUAGGCGCACCCGCAGUAACGCACACCGCUACAUUAUUUAUAACAAACACCGCAUGCGCAUAAACACCACGUAGACUUGGGGUUGCAACGUCAGGUUUGAUGUAAAAGUGUCUCAUAAGACAUAAUAUGGUGGUAAACGAGGGCGGAAGGUUUUUGCGUUGAUCUGUCCGUAUUGACGGUAGAGUCAAUAACAUAUCAGUGAUGUAAUUUCUAUCACUAUCGUGUACCGAGCAGGUACAAAUCCUAGCACAGUAGUUGAAUAUAACAUACUGUAACCAACUGCUAGGUGCGAUUAAAGCAUAUAAUACUUGGCCCUGGAAGCGAAAAUCGCUGAAGGUAUUUCACUCGGUUAUACGACUCAAUUUGAACGCGAAGCGAUUUAGACAAAGAACCACCCACGCACCUCAAGUCUGUGGUGAACCUUAAACUUUCAGACCUCUCUUUUAGUUCGCACACGAAAGAAAGAGAAGUCUUAAAGAUUCAAGACUAAUAUAUGCGCAAGGCCUAAUAGUAAUACUAAGUUUAAGUCGAUUAGCAUUUAUAGCGAUCUUAAAAUAUGAUUGACAUUAAAAGUAAACUGAAUUAGACGAUACUUUACCCUCAUUUAUAAAAUGUAAUGGACAUUAUAAGUAUAAUGAUUUACAAUGUAAAAUGAUCUGUUUAUAAUGUGAUUUUAUCAAAAACGUGUUUACUACAAAUUAGCAAAGUAAAUCACGGAAUCGCAUGUAUAUAUAUCGAUCAUGUAGAACUGCGAAACUCUUAGCUAAUAAACGAAAUAAUAAGACUUUCGUAAAGGUAAAUCUGUUAUCAAUAAAUCGAGUAGGUAACCUUAUGAUGACAUUGUGUAUUUUAGACGUUAGAAACUGCAUUUUUGUUUUCAAAAGUGCCUGUUUUGGAUCGCGAUAAAUACUGAUUUACACCCCUUAGUUGGUAUAACUAGUAUAUACACAAACGAAUUAUAUAAUUUCUAAUAGUUAUGUUCUAAAAAUGUUAUAAUAAUGAAUAUACUGUCUCCUAACUUUCGCCUGGCCGUUAUGAUUAGGCGAUAAAGAGGAAAAUUGCCAGGGGUUUAUCAAUGGUGCAUAAACAAAGAGUACUUUAAGUCUGAAGAUGAAAUACGAUGGAUUUUCAAACUGAUAUUUUUGCAAUGAUAAUUUUAAUUUCAAAGCACCAUGCUUAGAGAAACUUAAUAUUUUCUUUGACAAUUUUAUGACGUCAAGAAACAAAGCGAUACAAUAAUACGUUUUUUAAUUAUCUAUCUGUUCAUAUACAUCACAAAUAAACAAAACAUUAUCAUCAAGUUGUUUGCAAAGUUAUUAGUCUGAUGAAAAUUAUCAUAUUGUUUCUUAAUAGUUUAUUCUCAAUACGUUGAAUUUUAAAUAUAUCUAGUUCUAUUUCUAUAAAUCUAACUUAUUUAAAUCGUUCAAUUUUAUUUUGAGCGUGUUUGAUUUAUUUGAAAUCCAAUUGUAUUGUGAAUAAACUUGUAAUAUUUGUAUAAAGAUAGAGCUCCAUAUAAGUGAUUUAUUUCACAUUUGUCAUUCAUUCAAUUCAAAAAAACUUGUUUGCUAUGUCAUCAUCAUCAUCAUCGGCCCAUUAACGUCCCCACUGCUGGGGCACGGGCCUUCCCUAUGGAUGGAUAGGGAGAUCGGGCCUUAAACCAUCACGCGGGCCUAGUGCGGAUUUGAUGGUUAUUAACGACUGCUAAUGCAGCCGGGACCAACGGCUUAAUUGCUAUGUAUUAAUUAAUACUUAAAAGACCCUCUUUAUUUCAUCCGAAAAAAUAUAAAUUCUCCAUAAUUAAUGCCUAUAAUUUCUUAACAGUUUUCUUAUUUUUCAAUCGUAUACGCUCUUGCCUUGUAUUCAUCACUGCCACAUGCUGAAGUGCUCAAAUAGAUAUAUUUUACGAGUAUAUGAAUGGAUAUGUUUUCUUGUGCGUUUGUUUAAAUAAAUAUUUAGCGUAUUUUACUUUAACUCACGGAGCGUAUAGCUUUGAAAUGCAUUCUGUUGUGUUAAUCAGAAUCACUUUUGUACGAAGCAGUUUAAAUUAUACAGCAAAUAUAUACAUAACACCCAAGUGCGUCUACAAAAGCCAAAAGCAAAGUUUGAAUAUAUCUCGUUACGUUGCAAAUUCUUUAGUUACAAGAACGUGGCCCGGUUUGUCAAUCAGCUAUAUAUCUUUAUAUAAUAUAUGUAGCUCUAUCGUUUAUACAUGUACUUUUGAUGUCGAAAAACUCAUUAUAUGUUCUGUACAGCGUGUUUCAUUUAGUUUGGUAAUCUAUCCAGAACUUAUCCAGCA